CCUUGCUUUUACUAUAAGAAAAAUAGACUAAUUCAAAUUAUUAGUUUCUUUCCUUCUUCAUAUGAGCUAAUACAAUGAUACUGUAGACUUUUUUGUAUGUGUGUAUGUUUUUUCUUCUUCUUUUAGGUUGCUUUAGCAUUGAUUAUUGAUGGAAGAACAUGAUUUAUCCCUGUCUUCAAAUACAUGUUCUAUCUCUGGUUCGACCCCACCAGAAACUUCCACGCUUAUUCUAUCAUUUGGAAGCGCCAGCACAUCAUACCUAUGUUUUGGAAAAUAAAGAAGCACGGAUCUACGGAAGAUUUCUCAAGCCUUCCUUACAUUUGCACAUUGCUUAAUUGCUCCUUAUGGACUUACUAUGGAAUCAUAAAGGCUAGAGAGUACCUCGUGGCUACUGUCGAUGGCUUUGGCAUUGUGGUGGAGACAAUCUAUGUUAUUCUAUUUCUCAUAUAUGCUCCAAAAGGGAUAAGGGGUAGAACUCUCAUUUUGGCUGUGAUUUUGGAUGUGGCAAUUUCGGCAGUAGCAGUAGUUACUACUCAAUUAGCAUUGCAAAGAGAAGCUCAUGGUGGUGUUGUUGGUGUUAUGGGAGCAGGCUUAAACAUUGUUAUGUAUUUCUCACCUCUCUCUGCCAUGGUUCUGCACAUUCUUCCAUGUUUUAGUUGGAUAUAUUGGUUCUGCACGGUUUCUUUCAUGUUAGAGGAUGGCUGAUGGAAUCCAUAAAGAUCUUUGUUGCUUUGCGUCUCGGGUAUCUCUAAGCCUUAUACGAGAACAUAUACAACAUAUACAGUAAGAUAUAAUAGAUGCU
Messenger RNA from Glycine soja, 802 nucleotides. Its product is annotated as bidirectional sugar transporter SWEET17-like. The transcript has 4 exons. The record is from RefSeq and is a predicted model, not a curated record. Gene Ontology annotation, molecular function: sugar transmembrane transporter activity. Gene Ontology annotation, cellular component: membrane. Gene Ontology annotation, biological process: carbohydrate transport. NCBI's taxonomy places the organism in Eukaryota, Viridiplantae, Streptophyta, Magnoliopsida, Fabales, Fabaceae. Bases 184 to 705 code for a protein of 173 amino acids.